Molecule: messenger RNA, 843 nt
Organism: Cuscuta campestris
Lineage: Eukaryota; Viridiplantae; Streptophyta; Magnoliopsida; Solanales; Convolvulaceae
Source: the annotation of a GenBank genome assembly
GGCCGUAUUAUAAUCAAAUAAACUAUAGCCACAAUCAUCCACCAUGCAUAUCAUACAUCCACACAGGAAAUCAUGAGAUGUGUAAACAUAUUAUAUCUGCCUAUACAUGAUAGAAUAAUGAUAAAUAGUUGGCCAUCAUGGUACAACUCCAACAGAGCGGACGACCAGGCUCUGAUCGCCAUGCUCCAAGCCGCACUCCCCCAGGGAAUGUGGGCAUGGAGUUGCGAUGAAAUUCACUCCCUACAUACCAGGAGAUGUUGGCCAGGGCGAAGUACCUGGCGUUAGAAGAGGAAGAUGAUGAAGCACCUGUCCACAAGGAGAAGAAGAGUGCGCAGCCAGCGGGCGAGGGCAGGAAGCGAAAAUAUUUUGGAAGGGGACCAAACCCUACAAGCUAUCCGGCGAGGAGACCUCCAGUUCACGCGAUCAAAUCUUUACCAGUCCCUCCACGAAGUCGGGAAAACUACAACGUCCAGGACAACCCAAAGUACCGCGAGUACCACCGUAGCAGCACCCACAAUACGUCGGUGUGUGUUACAUUGAAAAAAGAAAUGGAUCAGUUGAUAGCAAGAGGGCCUCCGCAUUGGGUGGAAACGCAGGCACCGGGGAACAGGGGACGUGGAGGAGACUAGAAGGCCCAAAUCUCGUGCCCAAGAGGUGCUUGGGUACCCGUAUGUGUGUGCCUCGGUCCUGGGCGGGCCCAAAGGCUUGGUCCUGGACCAGAUGAAUACGUACAGCUGGGGAAAUCCGAAUUGGAGAAGGAAACACAGCUGGAUGCGGAAAAGUAACCGAAGGAAGGGGAUCGCGUGAAUCUCAGAUUAGCUUUCAUAAAUUGUAAACUUCGGA